Messenger RNA from Juglans regia (Persian walnut), 645 nucleotides. RefSeq lists its product as uncharacterized. The record is from RefSeq and is a predicted model, not a curated record. NCBI's taxonomy places the organism in Eukaryota, Viridiplantae, Streptophyta, Magnoliopsida, Fagales, Juglandaceae. The coding region runs from base 1 to 645 and encodes 214 amino acids. The transcript has a single exon.
AUGAUCAAGCCAGGAUAUUCCUCCUCCUCCUGCAAUGACCAACAACAACUUGGGCAUGAAACGAAACCUCAGAUUAAUGAUUGUGCUGUUGGAGAGGAUGCCCCCAUGCAAGGAACUGAUCAGAAGAUUUUCCCAACUAGGGCUCAACAGACUGGAAGUAAUAUUGGAGGAAACAACGUUAGGGCUGUGGGUGGUACUGAUGCUGUUAAUGUUGUUGGAGGCCCCCUGGAGGGUCCUAAUAGGAAGCGGAGAGGCCGAAACGAGGAUCCACCAUCGGGCGUCAUCGACUGCGUCGUCUGUGGCAAGCACUUCAACUUGCGGAAGGCUUUGCAUGGGCAUUUGAGGAUCCAUCCUGAGCGUCCAUGGCGUGGGGAGUGUCCUCCCCCGACUGGAACUGGCACUAGCCGCAUAGGCCCUCUGGCUCAGGGCGUGAUGUCGAUAAUGACUCCAGAAGUGAUCGGUGCAGGUGGCAUGGAUGGAACUAAAGGUGAUGAGCCUGCGCCCUCGGCUGCUAAGGAUUCCACUUCUUCUCCAGCGAGAGGCCAGGGAAUCGAUCUGAACCAGCCCCCAGAGAAAGGCCCAAAAUCUCCGAGAUUCGAUCUGAAUAUGCCUGCUCCGGAGGACGAUGAUGAGGAAGUAAACUGA